Molecule: messenger RNA, 3328 nt
Organism: Durio zibethinus
Lineage: Eukaryota; Viridiplantae; Streptophyta; Magnoliopsida; Malvales; Malvaceae
Product: BTB/POZ domain-containing protein At1g30440-like
Molecular function (GO): protein binding
Source: RefSeq, a predicted model, not a curated record
UACCCUAUAUUAUUCAGUUAUUUAUUUUAUUUUUCAUGCUUUGGUUAUCUUUAUUGCAUUUCUAUAUAGUAGCAAUCAUCAUCAUGGCUUUGAAAAGCUUCAAAGGCAAUGAAUUAUUAUCAUUUUUAUAGGCUAUUACCGGAAAAAAAAAGCACACUAAAAAACCUAACUUACUGAAGUCUUUUGUUUUGUUUUGUUUUUUUCUUUUGUAAGGUAUUGAGUAGUUUUUGGUCCUUUGCUUUCAAACUUUGGAAUUUUCUUGGUGUGGGUUUUUAUGGGUUUUUAGGGGCUGAUAAAAAAAUUAGUAGCAGAAAGUUUUAUUCAUUUGGGCUGGUGAGUUUUUGUUUUGAAAGGCUAAGAAUUGGAGGAGUUGACCUAAAAAGCUAACUUCAAAUUGCUGUUUGAUUAGGGGAGUCUCUGGUUUUAGGCAGGGAUUUGAAGGUGUUUUUGAAGUGGGUUUGGGAGCCUUUUUGUGAAUGGGAUACAUUGAACGAAUCUGGUGAUGAAUUUAAAGCAAGUUUCUUUGAAAUAUUUAGUGGGGUUUUUGUGAUCUACAUGUUCAAGAAGAAACUACAUUUUGAUUAUUUUCAAGGUUUGACUUUUGAGAAAAAGCUGGUUUGAGCAAUUUAGUUGGAGUUUUUUGGUGUGAGGAUUGUGGUUUAAGGGGUUAAAGAAAAGCUGGGUUUUCGUUUUAGAUUUAGAAAGAGCCCUGUUUUGAGGCCCGUUACUGGUAUAUCGCCAUAAACAAAGGCGUUCUUGAGUUUCCAGUUUUGAUACAGGGUUAAAGGAUUUGUCGUUGGGAUUCUGGAGUAGCCUGUUUGGAGUUCUGCUGCUGAAGGUAUUUCUUCCACUGCGAGAAAAUGGCUUGCAUGAAACUGGGAUCCAAAACUGAUGCAUUUCAAAGGCAAGGGCAGGCGUGGUUCUGCACAACUGGACUUCCUAGUGAUAUUGUUGUUGAAGUUGGAGAAAUGUCCUUUCACCUUCACAAGUUCCCAUUACUCUCCAGAAGUGGGGUUAUGGAAAGAUUAAUUGCAGAAGUAUCUGAACAAGAAGAAGAAAAAAGUUCCAUAUGCCUUCCUGACAUUCCUGGAGGGGCUAAAACUUUUGAACUUGUGGCCAAGUUCUGCUAUGGCGUGAAACUUGAACUCACUGCUUCAAAUGUUGUGUACCUUCGAUGUGCUGCGAAGCAUCUAGAAAUGACUGAGGAAUAUGGGGAAGGUAAUCUUAUUACACAGACUGAAACCUUUCUUAAUCAAGUAGUCCUCCGAAAUUGGAAAGAUUCUCUAGGAGCACUUCAAAAAUGUGAUGAUAUUAUCGCUUUUGCUGAUGAACUGAACAUUACAAAAAGGUGCAUUGAAUCAUUAGCCAUGAAGGCAUCUACUGACCCCAACCUAUUUGGGUGGCCUAUAAUGGAACAUGGUGGUCCUAUGCAGAGUCCUGGCGGAAGUGUGUUGUGGAAUGGGAUAAGUACAGGGGCUAGACCAAAAAAUACAAGUUCAGAUUGGUGGUAUGAGGAUGCAUCAACUUUAAGUUUACGUCUCUAUAAGAGAUUGAUUGCAGUUAUGGAGUCUCGUGGUAUCAGACAGGAGAUUAUUGCUGGGUCUCUUACUUUUUAUGGAAAAAAAUACCUACCUGGUUUGAACAGGCGUCAGGGUGCUAAUGAUUCUAAUUCUAGUGCCCGUCUUGCACCUCUGGCCUUAGGGGCUUCUCCAUCAGAAGAAGAGCAGAAGCUUUUGCUGGAGGAGAUUGACAGGUUACUUCCUAUUCAGAAGGGCCUUGUCCCAACCAAGUUUCUCUUUGGACUGCUUCGAAUAGCCAUGAUUCUUCGAGCAAGCCCCUCUUGUAUGUCUAACUUUGAGAAAAGGAUUGGGUUGCAGCUUGAUCAAGCAACUCUGGAUGAUCUACUGAUGCCUAAUUUCUCUUAUUCCAUGGAAACACUUUACAAUGUUGACUGCGUCCAGCGAAUUCUUGAGCAUUUUCUUUCCAUGGACCAGAUCACUGGUGGAGCUUCUCCAUGUUCGGUUGAUGAUGGUCAGAUUAUUGGCUCACCUUCAUUAACACCAAUUACAAUGGUAGCCAAGCUAAUUGAUGGGUACCUUGCUGAGGUUGCCCCUGACAUUAAUUUAAAGGUCCCCAAGUUUCAGGCUCUUGCUGCUUCUGUUCCUGACUAUGCCAGGCCCUUGGAUGAUGGUCUAUAUCGUGCAAUAGACAUUUAUCUGAAGUCACAUCCAUGGUUGUCAGAAUCUGACAGAGAACAACUAUGUCGUCUGAUGGACUGCCAGAAGCUCUCCUUGGAAGCAUGUACCCAUGCUGCACAGAAUGAGAGACUUCCACUAAGAAUAAUUGUGCAAGUCCUGUUCUUUGAGCAGCUUCAGCUUAAGACUUCAAUUGCUGGUUGCUUUUUGGUUUCUGAUAAUCUUGAUGGAUCGCGACAGUUAAGAAGCGGGUUUGCAGGGUCUACUGAAGGAGGCUGGGCCUCAGCUGUGAGAGAAAAUCAGGUUUUGAAGGUAGGCAUGGAUAACAUGAGAAUGCGGGUUUCUGAGCUUGAGAAGGAAUGCUCGAACAUGAGGCAAGAAAUUGAGAAGCUAGGCAGGGUAAAAGGUUCUAGUACUUGGGGAAAUGUCUCAAAGAAAUUUGGGUUUAAGUUGAAGUCUCAAAUGUGCAGUGCUCAAGAGGGUUCUGUCAGCAACCAUAAUAACGGAAGUGGAAAGGUAGAGAAAGUGAAUGACAGGCAAGGAAAGCACAAGAAAAACUCAAGUCCAGAUGGGUAACACAAUUGGUUUUCUCUUUUAUCUCUUGACCCUUUUGUCUCAUUGUUUAUUGAGUUCUUGUUAUUUAGUUGUACUUUUAAACAUUGGUAAACUAGCUUCUCACCAUUUGAUCCCACUUUAACUGCGUGCCAUACCCACAUUCUCAAUUAUGUAAUGGAGUGUCAUGGAAGAAACUCAAGAAAGUGUAAUUUAAUUUGUUUCAUGUAAGAAUCCUGAAGAGCCCUCUCUCCCUCUCCAACGUGCUCCAGGCACUUGCCCCACUGUUAUAUAUUUCAGAUUAGUAAGCACCAUUGAAAUUAUUCUUUCUGAUUAUUGGUUGGAUUGUUCAAUAUUUGAUGUUGUUCAUUAAGAAAACGAUGCAAUGGUUGUUGCCUGAAGGAUAUACCCUUAUCUGCUAAAAAACAGCAUUGGCAGAUUGCACCCAGACUAAAUUGAUCUCAACCUGAUUGCAACCAAGGUAGAGCUAAGGCCAUGAAGAAGAUGAGAGUGGCUGGCUACUGUUUGAAGAGCAAUGUAAUCCAAGGCAUUUUUUGAGAUUGAGAAGUGAUGGGAUUGAU